Salmo salar (Atlantic salmon) is the source of this 2942-nucleotide messenger RNA. Its product is annotated as angiopoietin-related protein 7. NCBI's taxonomy places the organism in Eukaryota, Metazoa, Chordata, Actinopteri, Salmoniformes, Salmonidae. Gene Ontology annotation, biological process: blood coagulation, common pathway; platelet aggregation; positive regulation of heterotypic cell-cell adhesion. Gene Ontology annotation, cellular component: fibrinogen complex. The record is from RefSeq and is a predicted model, not a curated record. Gene Ontology annotation, molecular function: protein-macromolecule adaptor activity; extracellular matrix structural constituent.
GUACAUUACAGUAAGGUAGCUGUGACGCUGUGUAGUCUCAUGUCUCUGUGUUGAAUCCUAUUACAGAGGAUUGUGGGGGAUAAGAUGUCUGCUCAGGACUCUGACACACUGUCGCUUUCCUCUAGAAGACAGAGAGAGAAGCACACACACACACACCUUACACACACACACACACAGAGAGAGAAGCACACACAUUUCACACACACAGGGAGACUCACACACACAAAAAAAACAUAUUUCCAACACUCACUCAGCCUGCUGCUUUUCCAAUAAGGAGUUGUCGCCGUCCACAGAAAGUGAGGCCAGUGAGGAUGCUGUCAUGAGGAGAGGAGGGUGGCCGGUGAAUGGAGGCAGUUUCUCUCCCUGUCCCACUGCACUCCAAGAAGUUUGUCUCCCUGCUGGUCUCUCUGUCUGGAGGGAAUAAGAGCCAAGCAGAGCUGGACUGCAUGGGACCACAGCUAGCCUGGAUGGCUCUGGGUGCAACUGGACCUGGCCUGAGAGAAGACCUAGUCUAAGUUGGUCUAAUUUGGAGCCAAGUUUAGGUGAAGCCCCCAUGCUGGAGCUGGUCUGAGAGGGUCUUCCUGGACCUGGUUUAGAGGGUCAGGAUGAGACCACCUCUCCUGCUGACUGCUGUCUUACUGGCCCUAUGGACCGUUGCCCUGGUGACUGGAGACUACACUUACACAGAUACACACCAAGACAGAGCUGAUGACAGCAACACAGACGGACACAGAGACACCCAAUCAGACUCAGGUAUAGACAUGCCUCCAAAAGACAUCCUUCCGGAAACACAGACAGAUUCCCACAGGGACACACAGACAGACAUACAUGAUCCAUAUGAUCAACAUCCGGACACAAACCCAGACUCACACCCAAACUCCCAUCCGGACGUACACGAACACCCAGACAGCCAUCGUAUCAGCAGUGGUCUGAUGCAGUGUGGGGAGUACAGUAACGAGGUGUUGCCUAACGGUCAAUGUCGAGUCACAGCCACGCUGCCUCAGCUCCAACACCAGCGCUGCCCAGACAUGUUCCGCUGCACUGACGAAGUGUCCUACUGGCUGCAGGAGAACCAGGAGAGGAAGCAGCAGUUGCAGGAUCUCCAGGAGACCAUCUCCCAGCUACAGGAGGAACUCCGUAGUCACAGGCACCGAAUCAAGGUCCUGGAGCUACAGGGUGAGGAGAGGAACAACGUGAACGAGUCUUUAGAGGAGCGUUUCAGAGUGUUGGAGCUACAGUACGCUGAGGCUGACAGCCUGCUGCACACCCAUAGUUCCAUCCUGUUUGAUCUGCAGACUCAGGUCCGGAACCUAACCAUGACGGUGGAACGAAUUAAACGUAACCCCGGCUGCAUGAUCAACAUUGUCAGGACCAGUCCUCUGCUCAGCGCCCAGGAGGCCCUUCACCCAGAGGUGCAGCAUGUGAGAAACUGUCCAAUAGACUGUGCAUCACUGUACUAUAACGGGGUGUAUCGGUCCGGUGUCUACACAGUGGUUCCCUCUCUGAGCUCCCAUCCUGUAGAAGUCUACUGUGACAUGGACACAGAGGGUGGUGGUUGGACGGUGUUUCAGCGGCGUCAGGAUGGGAAGGUGAACUUCAAUAGAGGCUGGCAAGACUAUAAGGAGGGUUUUGGAGAGCUCAGGUCUGAGUACUGGCUGGGGAAUGAACACAUUCACCACCUGUCCACCCAGGGAGACUACAGUCUCAGGAUAGACCUGGAGGACUGGACACAUCACCACAAACAUGCCUUCUACCAGAGCUUCAGUAUUGAAGAUGAGGAGAAUCACUACCGCCUGCAUGUGUCAGGCUACAGUGGGACAGUAGAAGACUCGUUCAGCUGGUACCAUGAUAAACAGGACUUCAGUACUCCAGACACGGGGGAUAUCUGUGCUGAGAUCUCACACGCUGGCUGGUGGUACCACCAGUGUUUCUAUGCCAAUCUCAAUGGAGUCUACUACAAGGGCGGGCGGUACUCAUCUAAAGCCAAGACUCUGCUGGGUCCUGAUGGUGUAGUAUGGUACAGCUGGAAAGAUUCAGACUACUACUCUCUCAGGAAGACCUCUAUGAUGAUACGACCUAGAACCUUCAGACCACGCCUGUCACCGUGACGACAGCCGCGACCGACACACCGUCGGACCGUGGGAGACCUGCUGAGGUCGCUUCUGACGUCACCGUGGGAUGGGACGUAGGAUUGUCGUGAUGUUACAGGAAGAGGUCGAAGAAGGAUUAAGGCCAUUGGCUGAGGGCUCAUGAGAGAAGUCCCAUCCCUACCAGUGGGCCAAGAGGACUGGAGAAGACACGAGGAGAACGCUGCAAUGGGAUUGUGUCCAACUGUUCAUGGAGUCUAAGAGAGAGUGUAUGUGCUUUCUUUCUACUUUUGAAAUACUGUUCCCAGGAGCCCUCAGACAAACUGUCCUGCUCUUCCACUGGAGGGCCUUACACAAACUGUCCUGCUCUUCCACUGGAGGGCCAUACACAAACUGUCCUGCUCUUCUACUGGAGGGCCUUACACAAACGUUCCUGCUCUUCCACUGGAGGGCCUUACACAAACUGUCCUGCUCUUCCACUGGAGGGCCUUACACAAACUGUCCUGCUCUUCCACUGGAGGGCCUUACACAAACUGUCCUGCUCUUCCACUGGAGAGAUUUACAACACUGGAAAUACAUACGUACUGUACAUUCUGCCCUGCUAUUCCUCUGUCUAUACUGUGAAUACUUACUGUGAAUGUCAGUUUCUGUCAACUGUCUUGUUACUGCUUCAUUCGCUAUGAGAUCUGCAGUCGUGAUAAAGUAAGUACACCCUCAUAUUUGGACACAUGAAUAUUUGAGCUAAAUUCAAACCACAUUCAUUGAUAAAGGUAACCCAAUUGAACAAAUCACCCCACCCAAAAAAUGUAUUACAAAAAUGUUAUGCAAUUAAAAUAAAUUAUAUUUUCUUAUGUG